This is a messenger RNA of Caenorhabditis angaria, 1965 nucleotides long. Lineage: Eukaryota; Metazoa; Nematoda; Chromadorea; Rhabditida; Rhabditidae. The record is from the annotation of a GenBank genome assembly.
AUGAAUUUCCGUGAAGUUUGGAUGAAUUCCGAUCACAAUACCUUGGCACAAGCCUACGAUACAAAUUUCCAUCAAAAUCAACUCAAUUUUCAUCAACAGGAAUUCGAGACUUGUCAGAAGUUCAAUGUGGUGAGUUUUGGGGCCAAAAAAUGAACUUUUUGGGACCAGAAGCCUGAAAAUCCAUUGAAAAUCGAGAAAAUCCCAAAUUUUUCAUAUGAUUUUGAUUUUUGGCUCCAAAAAGCUUCAAAUUCCACGUGGCAAAUUCAGAUUUUUCAAAUUUUAUUUUUUUUUGCUCAAAAAAAAAAUUCACUGUUUCCAACAUUUUUGAUUUUUUUUUUAUAAAUUUUCUAUCAAAAAUUGAAGAAAAUCCCAAAUUUUUCAUAAAAUUUUUGAAACAGUGAAUUUUUUUCAUUUGAAAAAUUCAAUUUUUAGCUUCAAAAUUUAAUUUAAGAUUAAAAAAUCCCCAAAUUUCUUGCUGAAAAUUGAUUUUUCCUUAAUUCUAACCCAAAAUUAAUUUUUAAAUUAAUUCUAAGCUGAAAAUUGAUUUAAAUCACUAAAAAACCCUUGGGAAUUCAACACAUGGGUGGUAACAGUGAAAAUUUGCACAGAAAAAUUCAUUAAAAUUUUGAAACAGUUAAUUAUUUUGAGAAAUUUAGAAUCGCAAAUGGAGUAAAACUUCUAUUGAAAAAAAUUCUCAAACUUUUUUUUGAAAAUUUUUUGAAACAGUGAAUUUUUUUUGUGAAAAAAUAUUGAAUUUUGGCUCCAAAAAAAUAGAAGGGAAUCAUCGAAUUUCAAUUUUUUUCAAAAUUUUAAGAAAAUUUUCAAACAGUGAAUUAUUUUCGAAAAAUUUUAGUUGCUGAAAAUCCUCAAAUUUUGACACGUGGCAAACGAAUUUUCGCGCAAAAAAUGUAACCAAAAUAAAAAAAUGUAUCUUCUGAACCAAAAUUUUCCAGAUUUCCUCAAUUUAAUCGAUUUUUCCAGCUGAAAACUGAUUUUUUUACUGAAAAAUCGGAAAAUUUUCACAUUUUCAUGAAAAAAUGCGGAAAUAACAGUGAAAACUUGCACAGAAAAAUUCAUAAAACUUUUGAAACAGUGAAUUUUUUUUUGAGAAAUUUAGAAUCGAAAAUGCACUUAAAUUUCUAUUUAAAAAAAUUCUCAAAUUUUUUUUUUGAAACAUUUUUGCAUUGAAAAAAUUCACUGUUUCAAAAAAUUUUCAACUAAAAAAUGGGUUUUUCUCUGUGAUUCUUUCGCUCAAUUGAAUAGAGUUAAAAGUUUUGUGAAAUCCUCGUGGCAAAAAAAAUUUGGUUACAUUUUUUUGUUUGCCACGUGUCAAAAUUUCAGAAUUUUCAGCAACGAAAAAUUUCUUUUAAAAAAUUCACUCCUAAAAUUAAUUUUUUAAUAAAUUCUAAGCUAGAAAACCCUUGAGAAUUCGAAAUUUCGAGCUGAAAAUGUGCUGAAAUUAAUUUCAGAUUGAAAAAUCUCGAAUUUUUUUUUGCAGAUCCUAAUUCUCCUCUCAAUUUUCCUGGUCUCCCUCAAUUUGCUAACAAUUCUAUUUUUCAAUCGAAAAUCGAUUGCACGGAAUUUCAGAAGGCGAUUUCAGCAAUUACAAAGAGAUGAAUCAAUUAAUGAAGGUAAGGGCUUUUAGGUUUAGGCCUAAGGUAAAACCUUAAGGCCUAAGGUUAGACUUAAGGUCAUUUUUGGGUUAAAAUUUGAAUUCCCAAGGGUUUUCCAGCUUAGAAUUUAUUAAAAAAUUAAUAUUAGGUCAAUUUUUAGCUUAAAAUUUAGGGAAAAUUGAUUUUCAGCAAGAAAUUUGAGAUUUUUCAAGCUGAAAUUAAUUUCAGCUCAUUUUCAGCUCAAAAUUUGAAUUCCCAAGGGUUUUCCAGUGUUUUUAGGUCAAUUUUUGGCGCGAAAUUUAAAAAUUCAAAUUUUUUUGCAGCUCUCAACACCACCGAACUCAAAGGCUAA